GCCUCAAUAGAUCAGUACAGCGUUUGCUUAAUCGGUAUGAUUCGGAUGAACCGGACGAUCAGGUAGACCAUCCUUUUUUCGCCCCAACCGCUGUCUAUCAUGCAACCAAAGCACCCGAACUCCGCCCUUCCAGUAUCAGCGACUCUGAAAAAUCAAAUCGUCAUCACGUCAAAUCCUCCUCCUUUGCUUACACCCCUUCCCUCUCCAUGGAUGAAGAAACUUUUGAUAAGCAGGCAAAAUAUGCACAUGCCAUUGUCACGCAGAAUGAUCAAAUCUUAAACUCGCCAGCCGUCCACUCCUCCAGGCCAUCAUUGGGUCGAUUACUUGAAACAUCCGAGACGCGAAAACGUAUCGAACAGUCUUUAUCCAAAAUCAAUCAUCUCAGAUCCCUCUCAAGAGCCUCAGCGCGGAGUAAUACUACCCUAUCGACGGGUGUCUCGUCAUCCCUGCAACCGCCGCCUACCACAUCGAGCAGCGACAAUCGAUCGCUUGAGUCGCACCAGCAAUCGCGUUCCUCGCACCGCCCAUCUCAAACCGCCAAAUCAUUGAAGGCCAAAAAGCUGAGAAACAAAAUGGAGCAAGAACAAGAAAUGCUUGUGAAGCGCAUUGAGGAUCGUUGCGAAGCACUCAAGCAAUCUCUGGACGAACGCAUGCAGUCAUUGGAAAACGAAUUUCGAUCUGCGAAACUGCAACUGGAAUCCUCUCGCGCGGGUGUGGAAGAAAUGAAAGCUAUACAGAGGGAAUAUAUGGCACGAGGUGUGCAGACAGCGCUACAAGGUCCGGUUAUCCCUAUCGAUGAGGAGCAAAAGUUAAGAGAAAGAGCAAAAGAGCUUGAGGUUCGCCAACGUUAUGUAGGGAAGUGGCUUGAAGAUACGAAAAUCAUUGAACAUCGGUAAAAUACCCAUAGGCCCUGAUGAGCGAGCUGGGAGUAGCGGAUAUCGAAUCAUUAAAGUCAUUAGCCAAAACAUGGCAAGUCAAGGCGAAACUUUACAAUCAAGCGCAAAGUUUUGUAGAACGUGCGGAUAAAAUUAUAUGGGACACACCCUUUGUAUCCACAAUUUUGGCGCCACCUGAGCGUGAUCCUGUGGAAUAUGAUGAGAGGGAGGCAGAUACCGAUGAUUUAUGCGAAUUUCAUCGCGUGCAAUAUGAAAAGGCCCUCCUUACUG
Molecule: messenger RNA, 1166 nt
Organism: Radiomyces spectabilis
Lineage: Eukaryota; Fungi; Mucoromycota; Mucoromycetes; Mucorales; Radiomycetaceae
Exons: 4
Coding region: 207-896 (229 amino acids)
Source: RefSeq, a predicted model, not a curated record